CACAGACAUUCUUUCAUCUUUAUAGAUCAUAAAUCGUCAUGGCCCGUCUCCCAUAUCCCGAUGUUGCCUUAAAGGGUAUCCCCCUGAACGUUCUCAAGCUUUUCUCCUACAGCGCUGCGACUGCGGAGUACUGGACAAAAAUCGGGGCUGCCCAGUUCAGGCACCUUGCCCUUACAAACAGAAAUCGUGAACUCGUGAUCCUACUCAGUACCUCCAAGUUUCAAUCUUCUUAUGAGUGGACGCAUCAUAUCACCGUAUCUAACAAUGAAGGCGUCACUGAUGCGCAACGCGUUGUGCUCGCCAAGGCUGGAAAUCAGAAAGGCUAUCUCCUACAACAAGACAAAGCAGGACAGAUCGCGGAUCUUUUUACGCCGCAAGAAAAAACUCUCCUGGUGUUUCUUGAGGCUGUGAUUGAUGAACCCAAAGUUGGAGACGAUUUGUGGGCAAGAGCGAAGGCAGAAUUUUCGGAUCGAGAGAUCGUUGAGAUAAUUACUCUUCAGGGCUUUUAUUAUACUUUUUCGCGAAUGACGACUGUCUUGGAUAUUGAGCUGGAUGUUUUUGACAGUCCACCAAAGCUUUGAGUCCACUGUUCACUUUUAGUAACCUAGAUAAUGAGAAAGUAUUCGUGGUAUUAUUUUCCGCAUUUAACAUUCCUGCGCGAUACAGAAUAAGACGUAAUAGACCCCACGAUAUGUCAAC
This is a messenger RNA of Fusarium redolens, 699 nucleotides long. RefSeq names its product AhpD-like protein. The record is from RefSeq and is a predicted model, not a curated record. NCBI's taxonomy places the organism in Eukaryota, Fungi, Ascomycota, Sordariomycetes, Hypocreales, Nectriaceae. The transcript is spliced from 2 exons. Bases 39 to 581 code for a protein of 180 amino acids.